CACACACGGAUACUUCAUAUCCCUGUUGAAAAUCAAAAUCAAUACGUAAGUAUUUUUGAAACUGAAGAAGGACAACUACCUUCUCUUCACGAGACUUUACUCCGGGAAGUAGCUUCUUCAUUCAAAGUUCUACUGAAAGAAACUGGUACAAUACUUUGUUGUUGGAUCAGUCGCAAUAGAACAAGUUUUGGUACAACCAUCUUUUUUUCCGCGCAUUUGUUUUUUUUUCAACAUCAACAAUCUGAGUGCAACUACACUAUCGUAAUCGUUGACCACGUCCAGCAAAAUGUUGUCGCUUUCAUCCUCUUCGACCUCUGGAGUUUCUCGUUGCUCGCCCUCUUCUACUCGUCGCGGCUUGAAGAUGUUGGCCGCGCACCUGGUGCUGACCUUCACCGCGUUCUCUCCAGCGGAUCGUUUCGUCGCUGCACACAGUUUUUGGUGCGUGGGCGUCUGUGGCGAGGGGGGAGGAGCAGGAGCAAAGGGCAGCACCAUCAAGCCGCCGACGCCGAUGAAGGUUCUUCCUACCUCCGUCGGCCCGAAGAAGCUGUUUGUCAUGCGGCACGCGGAGUCGACGGCCAACGCGAAGUUGCCAAAGUGGGGCGACCAAACCGAUCCCCCGCUCACGAAGAAGGGCGAGGGACGGGACGGGCAAACGGAGGCUAAAGACGGUGGAGCGAAAUUCGCCGAAGUGUACCCGGAGCUACUGAGUGACAACGACCGCAAGGAUAUCGUGUUCCUCGUCUCCCCGAUGCGCCGGGCCAUGGAAACGGCCAGCUUUUUCAUCCAGGGGCUCGUGAGCUCGGGCAAGUACGGCACGGAAGCCGACUACGCUGGACGAGAGAAGAUCAUCCUCACUCCGGAAAUUCGCGAGACGGGCACGCCGGGCUGGGAUCCGACCAAGCUUCCCAAAUCCGAGUACGGCACAGAAACGGACAAGUGGCCGUUGACGUCCUCGUGGAAAGACAUAGACGGGAAUCCUUUCGUAUUCACAGGAAACGAAAAAAUAACCGCUGUACACGGCAGUAGUACAAGCGAUGGCUAAUGCUAGUAGCUGAGCAUGAAAGAAUUCUUUUGCAACCAACAUGCAGUUCGGCAUGAAAAAUUUUGAUUUUCAUAUAUAAGCGUCAUUUUUUUAUUUCGGCAUGAAGAUGAACAUUACAAACUUAGCAUUGCGCCGUUUUGUACUACAACAAGAGCCUACGUGUAUGGCCGAUGAUUUGUAUUGCAUACCCGAGUGACAACAUCUUCUUCCUGCAAAACGCGGAUGAUUCGCAGCACAGCUGGUUCUACGGGGCCGAAGACAAAUAUGAAAGAAUAAAACUGUCUCAGUCUCAAGCCUUAGCCUAGCCUUGCAGACGCAGCAUCAGCGCAAAUCAUCAUAUCAUAACACACCAAAUCGCUCCUGUGAGGCUUCAACCAGCGAGAGAAACAUAAAGACAGACAUGUGAACGGAGAGGCCCCUGUGGCUUUCUCGCACGCUGAGCAUGAUGACAAAAAAUAUUCAGUGGCUCAGGAAAGACGAGUGUCCGCUGCAUUACUACAAGUUGAGACUGCGGCAGCUUUUUCGUGCGAUAACGCAAAAACCUGGCCCAGUGACGACAACGACAACAAAAAAGUUGGCGUGAAGUUCUUGGAGCUGCAAAAGCGCAGCUGGCGCAUGCUCCGCAAGGCGCUCGCCGGGGAGCAUUUUACGCAGCAACAGGGGGCCUUCGACAUGACCCAACUUGAGGGAAAGAUCGUGUUCAUGGUGACGCACUCCACUACCAUGUUCAACAUAUGAGAGUGCAAAACUCGUUUCCUUGGUCCCCCUCACUUGUAUAGGAUGUCUAUCACAAGCCCAACACACGUGCACGUGGAGGACACUGUGCAUGACAAGUUCAGGCGCCGAGUCUAGAACUCCAAACUUGCACGGCUUCUGGACGAGUUUGUAAAAUAAUAAACAAAAAGUAAAAUAAGCUGAAGUAGCAAACAGAGCCACAAGGCACCAACUGGAUUUGGGAUUUUGCAUUAGGUCGCGAGGGGGAGUUGUGCACUCUUAUAUUCCAACUUGGGACUGUACGACCCGAAUACACCGGCCGACCCCACGAAGCCAACCGGGGCCUGGAAGGCCCUUGAUUUCUCGAAGGACUGGCUAUCCAGUGCAAAAGUAUCGUGCCCACUAGUACAUUCAAAAACUGCAUGACGUCGCAUUUGCUAGCUCAGCAUGAGAAACGAAAUUUGUACUGCGGGUUUACAACCUCGAGAAAAAGAAUUUAUAAAGUUGUGCAUGCUUCUUGCGAUGUUGACGAUUAGUUUUAGUAUGACUACGAUACUUUAGCAAUGCAUACUAGAAACCAAGCAACGAAAAGUGGAAGACGUCCGUGCCUUUCGAGGUUGACCUCACGACCCUGCACGACGAGAAGCCAGUCGCGAAACUGUGCUGGAAGCCGGAAGAACUAGUACCUCCAUAAUUAAGCUGGAUGCUCGCAGUUAGUAGCAGGGUGAUGUUGCCAAGGGUGUGACUCACUACACUAAGAACCUCACUCAGCACUAUGAUCUUGUUUAGUUAUCAAUUAUACGAUUACGAAGACCAAGACGAACACGAAGCGAACGAUGUUGAAUCUAUCUCGAGGCGGAAACCUAGUAAAUUGUAACAAGUUCGGAAUAAACUACCUGCAAAAGGUCCUACUAGGAGCUGCCGUAUGCACUAUCUCGUUGGACUUGAAUAUCAUGUGAAAAAAAGAAGAGCAGCGGAAAAACGCGAAAGAUACGGGUUGGAUUAGGGGAAGGAAGAUAUAGGAUAGAGCUUAUGCUUCUAUCGAGGAGCUGCAAAAGUACUAAAUUAAUACACCAGGAGGUAGUUGUAAAAUUGUGAGCUGUAUUAAUGACUGAACAAAACUUGCUACGUUACUAUUCUUCCACUGCUCGUCUGGAAGAAAAGCAACAAGCACAAGACAGGAAGGUAAGGAAAAAACCUUAUCAAAAAUGUAGAAGUGUGCCGAAAAAGAUAAAAAAGUCUUGGAGCCAUAGCUGAAUCUGGCGGCUGCACUUCCCGCCUGCUGCUGGUCUAGGACUUUUCGAUGGAUCAAAUUCUAGCAUCAGAGCACUACUCUGAUGAGUCUUCUUGAUAGGUAUACAAGAGGAUCUAGAUCUACAACUUCAUGCGGCGCGUAUAGAAACAUUACAUAAAAUAUUGCACCCGAAAAAAGGGUGCUCCAGAACUAAAAUCAAAAGAAAAAAGUUGUUGGCCCGUUUGCCGGAAGAUUCGCGAACUAUUCUUGCGGGGAAAAAAAACGGUGUUCACAUUUUUUUGUUGAUGCCGCAACCAUUGAGUUUUUGGACCAACAAGGGGGUUUCAAGUAGAAAAAAAAUACUUUUCACUUUAUCCAUAGGUAUCAUCGUGUUGAAGCGAGGACGAGGAGUUGAUAGACUUUCUUUGACUUUGUUUUAUCUUGCGGUUUUUCGUGAUGUCAAUGGACCAACGAAGUUUUGUUUUGUGAAGGCAAUAUCAUCUUGAUCUUGUUCCACGAGCAGACACAAUUGGCAAGAAAAAAAAAA
This is a messenger RNA of Amoebophrya sp. A120, 3537 nucleotides long. The record is from the annotation of a GenBank genome assembly. NCBI's taxonomy places the organism in Eukaryota, Dinophyceae, Syndiniales, Amoebophryaceae.